Tuber aestivum (summer truffle) is the source of this 2931-nucleotide messenger RNA. The record is from the annotation of a GenBank genome assembly. NCBI's taxonomy places the organism in Eukaryota, Fungi, Ascomycota, Pezizomycetes, Pezizales, Tuberaceae.
AAUGGCCAGGGAAAUGCAAGUGUUUAACCGGUCUUACGCUCCUGCUCAGGUUACAUUAACCGAAAUAUACAAACUACCCUUUACAAGUACCGUCAUCUCCCCGGCCCAGGCUCAUAUCCUCCCCUCCCUAAUACAAAAUCCUCCGGCACAAGAUCCACAAUACUACUCCUCCCACUCUUCAUGCUAGUCGCCCUCCCAACCCCAUGAGCAUGCACGACGCUGGUCCCCAUGGUCGGACUCCCUGCUCCCACCGGCCCAAUAACCGGACUGCCCAAUGUCCCCAUGCCACUUCCCCCCGUAACUGACCCCACGCCAACGACUGCCCCGCCGCCAACUCGUCCAUUGGCUUCGUCGUAAAACUUCCGCAAUGCCUCUGGGUCUUUACAAAAGCUCUCGAUCUCAUCCUUCACCGACUCUGGCGUAACGUCUACGCCGGAGCCGAUUCCUACCGAUGGCGGUGGACAGAGAAUUGUUGCGCGAAUGGCGUAUUGCCGGUUUGCCAUUAGCAGGAAUGAGCCAUCAUCUGUAAUUUGGCAGAAUAUCACGCCCGAGCGGUGGAUAUACUGACUGUGGCGGUAGUUUGGCGUCCCCCAGGAGUACUUUACGGACACUGUUGGGGGAAAGUUCUUUGCUGCCUCUGUAUCGAGGACGAAGCCAAGCUUUCGGAGAGCAAGGCGGUGGUAAAAGCGAUUAUCACUUUGGUUGUGGGUGGGGUGGGGUGGUGGGACUGGUUGGGUUGGAGAUAGGAUUGGAGAGAGAUCCAUAGAUUCGGUAGUGGGUGAGAUUGUUGAUAGCAUUGGAGGAGGUGGGGGUGGAGGGAUACAGAACUUGAAAAUAUACUGGCUGUGGAAGGGACUUGUACGGGGGAUCGUGGAAACUUCGUCAAUGGGUGCUUCUACUAACUUGAGCCCGUAACGAUCAAUAGUACGCGCCCAAGAGGCGAGUUGGUCUUCGAUCAGCUUUGCGGUUGUGUUCAUCCAGUCAAUGCGAAUGUGAUAGCAGUUGUCAGGGUUAUGUAGGCGGUCGUAAUGAAGGUUUAUAAGUUCCUUCCGGUAACUCUUUCGCGAUGGGUCGAUGUCAUAUUUCAUCACUUUGCUGAGUUCCACUUCGGCCUUCUUCUUGGUUGCCGGUGUGGGGGUUGGUGUUCGGUAUCCCGACAUGGAAGAAGUUUCCGAGCCCUCAUCUGUCACGAUUGUGCUACUCCUACUCCGCAACGGGCUCGAAGCGACAUCGAAUGCGGGCGCAGGUGGUACAGGUUUGUCGCUUUUGAAUCCACCGAACCAGCCUCCCUUGGAGGUGGGCCUCGGGGUGUUAGCGUGAGCUUCCGCGAUUCGGUAGAAGUAAUUUCCGUCUCGGAAUUGGUGACGCUUGUCCACAUGCUGGAAUAAUCCCGCUUUGAAGAGUUUUAACCCGAUUUCUUCCGCUUCCUGUCUUGUUUCGACGUCUUUGAAGUUUUCCACGAUCCAUGUUACCAUAUCUUCUCCAAUGAAACAAUUCGAGUGGAAUCUGAGAUGCCAGCGGCGGUCUUGGAGACGGACACCCUUAGGGCCUUGGAGUUCUUGUGCGAUGGCUUUCAGGUCAAGAUUUUUCUUCUCAAACACCUCCGUCGUGAGAAGCUGGCUCCGGCGUGUAUUGUUGGUAGGAUCUUCGAUGAGUGGAAGACUUUCCAACUCCUGCGCUACUACAACACUUGGGUCCACAGUUUUAUAUAGAAUCUGGAGAGGAUUUUUCUCUUUUGCUUUCCGCUUUCCGUAUCUCUCGUAUUGCCUUUCCUCGGGCGGGAUGUACCUAUUCCUUUGGAAUACCUGCGUGAGUCUUCUGAUGCCCUCCAAUCUGAUCUCCUCAUCAUUCAACUCGCCGCCAUUCGAGUGGCCCAGAAGCCCUCUCCUAGCUGAUUCCGGUGGAUCAUUUGGUAUUAAGACGAAUCGCGCGCGCCAGUACCGAAGUUGCUCUGUUAACGUGUCCUCAUACCCACCGAUAUAUUGGUCAACGUAAUUCCAGUUGUACUCUGCAAUCGGCAACCUGAACGCGGUUUUGACGGGGAUAUACUCCUCACCCAUUACCGUCUUCAUAUAGCUGACAUACUCAUUAGCAGUUGUGGAUUUAGGUAGGCCUAUCGCAGUUGUCGGUUUGCGUACAUAUCGCUUCACCUCAACAUUGUAUUCCUCAUCACAGAUAAGUUGAUGGAUCUGCGAGCCGAGGCUCAUGAAGCAAGAGCUACCUGCUUUAACCAUGUAGGUCUUUGAGUAUAUGUCAACAUCACCGCCUCGCCCAGAAGUGGCCUCUGCCACUGAGUUACCGACGACAAUUUGGAAACCUUGUGCCAGUCGCUGUGAUAUCAUUGCGCGAACGAGUUCCUCGCGGUUGCUGCUACUGCUCUCCUCUAUCUCAUCAUAAUCUGCAUUUUGGGAGAUCACAUAUGGAUUUUCCUGGUACCCGUCACGGAGCUGUUCUGCCGACGGAAAGUGCUCGGUCGUCAAUGGUAGAGCAGCUGGAGAACAAAGGCUUUUCCAUUUGACGGUGGAGAUCUUGAUCGGUUUAGGAAAUACGUGAUGCCAACGCCGGAAUUGGUUUACAGCACUUGGAAUGCUUUUCUUCGGGUUACUCGGAUUGAGUACUUGUACCCAUGGUGAAAGUGCGCUCGUUGGACUAACGGUAGGUGGAAUUGUUGCGGUUUUCUCUGCGUUUGCAACAAGAUCAACGCUGGGUCGUCCAUGCCUUGUUAAAUUGGGAACCUUCAGUAUAUCAACGGAUUCCCGUUCCCGCUCUCUAAGCAUGCCCGCGCGAUCCAGAGGGCUGCCUACAAUACUCCUCCGGCGAUCUCGAUCCCGCCCAGCUGCCUCCAGCGAGGUUAUCGCAUUAUUUUUGAUUGAAAUAGGCCUGCUUCCCCAUCCUAACUUUUCAGGGCUCCUCAGACUUCCAGCUGUGGUC